This is a messenger RNA of Penicillium atrosanguineum, 1191 nucleotides long. It is a transcript of the gene usgS, whose product is annotated as transmembrane protein UsgS. Lineage: Eukaryota; Fungi; Ascomycota; Eurotiomycetes; Eurotiales; Aspergillaceae. The record is from RefSeq and is a predicted model, not a curated record. The coding region runs from base 1 to 1191 and encodes 396 amino acids. The transcript has 5 exons.
AUGGAUGCCUGGACUUAUUUGUUGACGCUGCCUUCCCUUGUCUCAUCCUUGACAAGAGCCAACCGACAAACAAUCAGAAAAUUACAAGGAAAGGGCUCGAUCAUGUCGAAUUUCGAGCCCAAUGCCGUGAUCCGCGGCUUUCAGCUUACUGUGGUAGGAACUGUCCGGGCCUUAACAAACCCCGAGCUUUUCAAAUAUGAACACUUCCGUCAAGCAGCGCUUGCUAUAGCCGUGGGAAUCGUCAUCCAGUUGAUCAUUCAAAUUCCAAUUAUCGGCCUCAAGUUCACCUUGUACUUGCUGUCAUGGAUUAUCAAUCUUGACCAUGCCACUUGGGAUGACAAGCUCCUCGAUGGCUUGGAAUUCUUGUCCAAGUCUGUCCUCCAGGUGCCUUUCCUACUGAUGACAUUCAUGGGAUACGUCACUCCCACUCUGGACGAGAUCUUCAUGCAGUCUAUUCAGUGGGUCGAUGCGACAUAUAUCCAGAAGCACAAAUCGGAGGACCCGAACCAACUUCGGGCCAUGUACUAUCCUCACCUGGUGAUGUUCCCAACCAAGGGCGGUCCUCGUUCAUCGCAGCCCAAAAUGGACGCCAUCAUGGCAUUUGUCAACCGAUACGCCAAGAGAAUGGGGAUGCUUCUUGGAAUCUACCUUAUCUCUUUGACCCCAAUCGUUGGUCGCUUUGUGAUGCCCGCAGCAAGUUUCUACACGUUCCGGACCCAUGUGGGUACCGCACCUGCCGCUGCUAUCUUCGGCGCUGGUCUUAUCUUGCCCAAGACAUACAUUGUCAGGUUCCUUCACACCUAUUUCGCAUCCAGAAGUCUGAUGCGAGAGCUGCUCGAACCAUACUUCCGUCGCGUUAGAUUUACUCCUGAACAGAAGAAACGCUGGUUCCGGGAUCGUGAGGGUGUUCUAUUUGGGUUUGCCUUCGGAUUCACCGUUAUUCUGAAGCUCCCAUUCCUCGGUGUUCUCAUGUACGGCGUUGCCGAGGCCUCCACUGCGUAUCUGGUCACCAAGAUCACUGACCCGCCACCUACCCCCGCGGAAAGCGAAGGCUUUGCAGAGAGCCAGGUGACGUGGAAAAACAAACACGAUUUCCUGCAGCUUUCUUUGGAUAAAAUUGAUAAGCUCAACGUUGACAUGGAUGAGAAGGAGGCUCAGAAUGCCAGCUUUGAAGGCAAAAAAUUAUCUUAA